AUGGCAAUCACGGAAUCGUCGGUCAAGGCCAACCACGGAGCCUCUGUGCCCGACACAAGCGCCUCUUCGGAGCAAAUGUCUCAAGCUAGUUGGCUCCAGUCUAGGGGCAUCAAGGUCGAAGACCGUGUUCGAUUGGCCAGACUCUCCCAUAUGCGAUAUCAGCAUCCAGACUUGGACGCGUUAUGUGGUUUUAUGCUGGAUUUUGGAAUGACUGUAGCCAAAAGGACCGAAAACGAAAUCUGGUUCCGAGGCUAUGGAAUUGAUCAAUACGAGGAAUUCGACAAAGCAUCGAAAGUACCAGGAGCAUUUCCAGUCCAAGAAUUAUCUGGAGCCCCAGGAGGAGGUCGGAUGGUGACCAUCGCCGACCCGGAUGGAUUUCUCUUCAAUGUGAUCUUUGGUCAAGAAAGACGCGAAGAUGCCUCUACAGCUCCUACGGAGAAGCUGAGGGCCAACUACCCGAAUGAGAAGCAGAGGCUUCGUCAGUUCAACCGCUUUGAACCCGGCCCCGCAGCUGUACACAAGUUGGGCCACUUUGGCUACUCCACGCAACGCUUCGACGAGCUCCUCUCAUUCUACACUUCCCAUUUCAACAUAGUUCCAACAGACUUGCUUUACAUGGAACGGGACGGCCACAGAAUGGAUGUGACGACAUUUAUGCACCUGGAUUUGGGUCAAAACCACACGGAUCACCACUCCUUCUUUCUCGGCGCCAGCCCCAAUAGCUCCCAUGUACACCAUUGCUCUUUUGAGGUCUUUGAUUAUGAUACCCAGCAUUUGGGACAUCAAUGGCUGGCCAGUAAGGGCUACCGGUCCGUCUGGGGCGUGGGCCGACAUAUUCUGGGAUCCCAAAUCUUUGACUAUUGGUGGGACCCAGCUGGCAACAUGGUCGAGCACUACGCUGACGGUGAUCUCGUCAAUGAGGAUACCCCAAUUGGUAUCUUGCCCGCUGGCCAUGAGUCCUUGGCUAUUUGGGGACCUGAGGUUCCGCUGGCUUUCCUGCAGUAA
Messenger RNA from Aspergillus thermomutatus, 1005 nucleotides. RefSeq lists its product as uncharacterized. The coding region runs from base 1 to 1005 and encodes 334 amino acids. Lineage: Eukaryota; Fungi; Ascomycota; Eurotiomycetes; Eurotiales; Aspergillaceae. The record is from RefSeq and is a predicted model, not a curated record. The transcript has 5 exons. Gene Ontology annotation, cellular component: mitochondrion. Gene Ontology annotation, molecular function: methylmalonyl-CoA epimerase activity. Gene Ontology annotation, biological process: L-methylmalonyl-CoA metabolic process.